AUGCGGCGCCUGCACAAUGUCUUCAACGUUGACCGGUUGAAGCGCCAUGUGCCAAACCCAUCUCGAUUCAACUACCGUCCGAUCCCGAAGGCUAUUCCACAUGUACUGGACGACAAAGGCAAUGAACUAUUCAUCGUUGAAGCGUUGCUGAAGCAACGGCAGUUCAAUCGCAAGAAGGAAUACCUCGUCAAGUGGCAUGGCUUGCCAGAGCACGAAGCAACAUGGGAGUUGGAGCGAACAAGCAAGCAUGUUGCGCAUUUCAAGAAGCUUGUCCAAGACCUGCGCGAGAAGACGCGAGCGACCAAGGCGACAUCAGGGGGAGAAUGUAGUGACGACCCGGAGUUACCUAAUGAUGUCGCAACGUCGAGUGUGCGUGGCCGGCAUGAGACGGCCGCUAGCCGCACACUCGACACCCACACGAUUGGCACGUAG
Messenger RNA from Aphanomyces invadans, 432 nucleotides. RefSeq lists its product as hypothetical. The coding region runs from base 1 to 432 and encodes 143 amino acids. The transcript has a single exon. Lineage: Eukaryota; Oomycota; Saprolegniomycetes; Saprolegniales; Verrucalvaceae. The record is from RefSeq and is a predicted model, not a curated record.